Molecule: messenger RNA, 1031 nt
Organism: Prorocentrum cordatum
Lineage: Eukaryota; Dinophyceae; Prorocentrales; Prorocentraceae
Source: the annotation of a GenBank genome assembly
ACGGGGUGCAACAGCUUGCCGCGGAAGCGCCUGAUCGCCUUGACGGCCGCGACAUGCCGGUGCUGUCUACGCCGAGCUCACCGACUACCACGGAGACGCUGCUUUCCGACAUCCCUGUGCGCAUGGAGGAGCACACGGACCGCGUGGUUGCGCAGCUCAGGCGGCGCGACCGGGACCUCGUGGACAUCGGUGGGACGUUCGGCAAGCACUUUUUGGAGGUGGGCUCCGGCGACGAGAUUUUGACGCGGUGCGUCCGCGAGAAGGGCCUCAGCGUGAUGGACCUCGUGGACAAGAAGACUGGCUGGGAUUUGACACGCCGUUCUGACAUGCAGCGUCUGCGCACCAUGAUCAGGCGCGGCAUGGUGGCCACAGCCACGGACGCGUUGAUCCGGAAGUCUUGGAGAUGGUUGACCAAUCAUGCGAAGUUGGAGGGGCGUCUGACCGCGGCCACGGCCACGCACCCGCGGCAUUUUGGCGUUGCUUACGCCGCGUGCCUCGCUAAGGCCCCAGAGUCCUUGGCCAUUCUCCGCGCCGCGCUCGCGCCUUACCGCCACCAGAUGCAGGACGUCCAGGUGAUGCGGCGCAGGGCGCUCGACGGCACGCAUCCUGAUUGGCCGUUGGGCGUGACCACUGGCGAGCUCGAUGUUUCCAGACGGAUGGCGCCCAUGCGCGGGGCAGAACGCCACCAGGGUGCCGACGCGGACGAGAUCUACGCGCGCCAGCGCGAACACCUCGCUGCCCAGGAGAUCCCGGCGACGAAGGUUACAUGCAAGUACGCGCGGGGCGGCAGCGAGUUCUACGCCGCUCAUUCUCGAGAUCCUGUUUUCCACAUUCGCGACGGCGCAGUAAAGCAGACGAUGCGUUUUUCUGCUUACGGGGAACAUCACCGGGAGAUCUUGGGGAAAGGCAGAGCAGCCGGAUUGGCUUUCACCGCUUAUGCGGCUACACGCGGAGGCGGUGGAUUCGGCAGGUGUGGCGCUGGGGUCGCGAUGCCUACGGGGCGCCGCGGGGGCGCGCGGAACGAGUUCGAG